Stereum hirsutum FP-91666 SS1 is the source of this 462-nucleotide messenger RNA. RefSeq lists its product as uncharacterized. Lineage: Eukaryota; Fungi; Basidiomycota; Agaricomycetes; Russulales; Stereaceae. The record is from RefSeq and is a predicted model, not a curated record. The transcript has a single exon. The coding region runs from base 1 to 462 and encodes 153 amino acids.
AUGUUGGAUAGGACGUCGGUACAUGUUCCGUCGCAUAUGUUGACUUCGUACCCCUCGCUCGCUGUAUAUGUGAACGCAAUUUUGACGACGUUCAACUCGUUACCUGUCUUUAUAUCUAUAUCGGAUCUGGAGGAUGUGUUGACGACCAGCGGGGAGGCAUUACUGGAGUUUGUGAGGACCGUCGAGGACGGCUUUGACGGGGCAGAAGGAGAUUACAGCGAGACAGAGACAGAGAAACGGGGGAAGGAGAGUAAGGUAUUGGUGAUUAGGCAGGCGAGUGGGGUUUCGGUGAGGGUGCUCGUUGCGAAUUUGAGGAGAGGCGUAAGCGAGGGUGUUCAUGGGGCUUCCUUGGAGGCUAUGGAUGGAGAGGCCGGUGACGGGAGGAAGACAGGUGAGAAGCUGAAGCUGGUUAUGGUCGAGUGGAAAAGUUGGCUGGAUGGGGCUAACGGAGAGCGAGAGUGA